CCCAUGAACAUCCAUUGCGCUCCGAGCCAAUCCAGCGCAACCGUUUGCCAACAAUCAUUCGACUAUAUAAACUGGAAAUUGCCAACGAUUUGUUAUCAGUUCAAAACGUUCUGCAAACAAAACACAACAAACCAAACAAUUCAAAAUGUUCAAAUUCUUCGCUUUGUGCUUGAUGGCUGUUGUUGCCUUGGCUGCUGCUAAACCCGGCGUUGUUGCUCCCUUGGCCUACACCGCUCCCUAUGUAGCUGCUGCCCCAUACACAGCUGCCUACACUGCUGCCUACGCCGCUCCCUACACUGCCGCUUAUACCGCUCCUUACUACUCUGCUGCCUACACCGCUCCUUAUGUUGCUGCUCCCUAUGCUAGCGCCUACACUUAUCCUUAUGCUGCUUCCUACUUCUUGCGUAAAUAGAUCGAUUUUAAGGAUUUGAGGAUUUGAACGGAUAUUGUUUUUGUUUUAUUUGUUGACAUUUUUGGAUAGAAAAAAAAAACGAAAAAAAAAAAAAUAAAAAAUUAUGAUGAACCCUUUCUAAUGAAGCCCAAAAUAAUGGAAAUUUUAUUU
This is a messenger RNA of Musca domestica (house fly), 562 nucleotides long. RefSeq names its product cuticle protein 16.5. Lineage: Eukaryota; Metazoa; Arthropoda; Insecta; Diptera; Muscidae. Bases 146 to 412 code for a protein of 88 amino acids. The record is from RefSeq and is a predicted model, not a curated record. The transcript is spliced from 2 exons.